This is a messenger RNA of Penicillium taxi, 1617 nucleotides long. Its product is annotated as GNL3/Grn1 family GTP-binding protein. Lineage: Eukaryota; Fungi; Ascomycota; Eurotiomycetes; Eurotiales; Aspergillaceae. The record is from RefSeq and is a predicted model, not a curated record. The transcript has 3 exons. Gene Ontology annotation, molecular function: GTP binding. The coding region runs from base 1 to 1617 and encodes 538 amino acids. Gene Ontology annotation, cellular component: nucleolus.
AUGGUCAAGCUCGGUGGAGGAAAACAUUCCAAGCGGGUGCCAGUCCGUCUCAGACACAAGAUUGAGAAAGCCUCUGUUGCCAAGCAGAAGAAGGCGAGAAAGCUUGCGAAGCAGAACCCAGAAUGGCGGUCUAAGAUUAAGAAGGACCCGGGUAUUCCCAGUCUGUUCCCCUUCAAGGAGAAGAUGCUCCAUGAUAUCGAGGAGAAAAAGCGCUUGAAGAUUGAGGACCAGGAGCGUAUUCGCGAAGAGGCACGGGUCCGCCGCGCCGAGGCCAAGCAGGCAAAGAGUAGCGGCGGCGACCAGCCUAUGGCUAUCGUGGACGAGGACGACCUAGACGAUGAUAUGGAUGAAGAGGGAGAUGAGUCAAACCCCAUGGCCGCUCUCCUUGCCUCGGCGCGAGCUCGCGCUGCGGACUAUGAUGGAGAGCACGAGGUGGACGACGAGAUGGAAGAUGAUGAUGACGACGAGAUGGACGAGGACGAUGAGGAGGAGGGUGCUGUGACCUUUGAGGACGUAACUGUCUCUGAAAGUGCACCGGGUGCCUCCAAGGAGGGCUCACGACGACAAUUCGACAAGGUCUUCAAGGCCGUCACUGAUGCCGCGGAUGUCAUCCUAUACGUGCUUGACGCACGCGACCCUGAGGGCACCCGGUCGAAGGAGGUUGAGCGCGAAAUCAUGGCUGCCGACGGUGGCUCAAAGCGGUUGAUUCUCAUUCUGAACAAGAUUGAUCUAGUUCCCCCGCCAGUGCUGAAAGCUUGGUUGAUUCACCUGCGCCGAUACUUCCCUACUUUGCCCUUGAAGGCCUCGAACGGCUCUGGCAACGCACACAGCUUCGACCACAAGCAGUUGACUGUCAAGGGAACCUCAGAGACUCUGUUCCGCGCUCUCAAAUCCUACGCACACGGCAAGCAGCUCAAGCGCUCCGUCUCCGUCGGUGUCAUUGGAUACCCUAACGUUGGAAAGUCGUCGGUCAUCAAUGCGUUGACAGCACGCCUCAACAAGGGUUCCAGCAAUGCCUGCCCGACAGGUGCUGAAGCUGGCGUGACGACUAACAUGCGUAACGUCAAGCUGGACAACAAGCUGAAGCUGAUUGACUCCCCUGGAAUCGUAUUCCCCAGCUCCAACGGCAAGACUGGCAAGAAGUCUAAGGAGAAUGAGCAAGCCCGUCUAGUCCUGCUCAAUGCCAUCCCCCCUAAGCAGAUUUUGGAUCCCGUCGCUGCAGUUAACCUGCUUGUCAAGCGUCUGUCAGCCUCAGAGAAUCUUAUCACUAAGAUGCUCGAAGUGUACGGCAUCACCCACCUCUUCCCCACCAACGGAGACAAGACCACCGACUUCCUGAUCCAGGUUGCACGCAAACGCGGACGUCUUGGAAAGGGAGGUAAGCCCAACAUCGAGAGUGCCGCUAUGACCGUGAUCAACGACUGGAGAGACGGUCGCAUCCAGGGCUGGGCCAGCGCACCUGUGCUGCCUGUCAUCACAUCUGUCGACACUGGAGCUAAGACUGUUGUCGAACCCGAUGCGGAUAUUACACAGGUUGUCACAGAAUGGGCUAAAGAAUUCAAGAUCGAGGGUCUAUGGGGUAACGGAGAGGGCGAAGACGAGGAGAUGGCCGAGUAG